AUGACCUACAUCUGUCUGGUAUCAGAACCAAUCAAUCUCAUUCAGUCUGAUUGCUUGGUAGAGUGCACACCUCAAAACCGACGACGAGUGAAAGAAGACGACAAUCGUUGUAGAAAACGGGCGGCGCGGAACGGAGCGGUGUUGAAACUCUCCUCUGUGGGAAUGGGCGGCGUCGCGGAUUUUUGCCUCACAGGGGCGGCCAUCUUUUUCAUUCUGGUCUUGUCCAAGUACCACAUGGUGUUUGGCUCUGACUGUGCUGAAGUGGGGGGCAAGUUGGCAUGCGACGAUAUUUGCGAAGCCCAUGCUGCUCCUUGCUUCGGUUAUGAGGUGGAUUUCCUUAGUACUCGGUUGGACCUGGACUGCGUCUCUCAUUUUCAUCUCAAAAAAGUUUUCAUUCUGGGGCCUACCUUUUGCAGAGGUUCUGUGGAAGGCAUGGAUAAGCUAAUUCAGCCCUGGAAAAACUGCUUUUUCUCCUUCAGGAAAAACAAGAUAGAAACCGAUCAUCAAACUACAAAGCAGAUUAAAGAAGUGGUAAAGUCUUCUUCCGUGGUUCCCAGAGAACCAGGUUUUCUAGAGGAACAUCGCCAGUUGUUGGAGAAGUUUUUCAAAGAGAAGCUAAUCUUGACGGAGAAGUCCCGUACGGUUUCUUCUACUUCUCCCAGCAGUUCUGCUGACCCAGGUGGUUCCAAGGGGUCUGGUUUUUCUGCUAGUGCUUGGGUCCCGGUAGUUGAGGGCAAGGUUGUAGACCUUGCUUGGGUUCCGGUAGUUGAGGGCAAGGUUGUAGACCUGUCCAAACCGAAGAAAGAGACCGCUACCGAUCUUGGGGAAACUAACCCGAGCACCAUUAUUAAUACUUUGGCCAACGCUACCAGAUUAAACAUUACCACUGUUGAUAAAGACGGGAAUGUAGUUCACGCUGAGUUCCCGGUGGCAGUGGUUAAGAUAAUUGCCUAUAUUUCUGGUGGCGUGGGCACUCUUGUGGCGUCGGUUUUGGGUUUGAUUUGCUGUUGCCGUUACAAGCUAAAGAUACGCAGGACGGAACAGGGCACACUCGAAGUUUUACUAUGUUUGGUUUGGCCCCUAGUACGGGUGUGGAUCCGGAUGAGAGCUCGUGUUGACCGAUCGGACUUGGAAUCUGGAUUUGAUGGCCACUUCGGAAUGGACAGUAUUAGGCCAGAGUCGGACGUCGGGGAGAUCGGAAGUGUAGAUAGUUUCAAAACAGCAAAGGAGUGA
Messenger RNA from Notodromas monacha, 1233 nucleotides. NCBI's taxonomy places the organism in Eukaryota, Metazoa, Arthropoda, Ostracoda, Podocopida, Cyprididae. The record is from the annotation of a GenBank genome assembly.